Loa loa (African eye worm) is the source of this 1206-nucleotide messenger RNA. RefSeq names its product UBA/TS-N domain-containing protein. Bases 9 to 1052 code for a protein of 347 amino acids. The transcript has 8 exons. Gene Ontology annotation, molecular function: protein binding. The record is from RefSeq and is a predicted model, not a curated record. NCBI's taxonomy places the organism in Eukaryota, Metazoa, Nematoda, Chromadorea, Rhabditida, Onchocercidae.
UUUCAGAUAUGCUUCAUACAAGGAGAGGGCAAUAUCAAAUGCAAAACCAAAACUUGUUCAGAUAUGCACCAAUCACAAAAGCCUGGUUGUUGAUCACAUUGUUCAGUUCUGUCAUCUGCAUGCAUUUUGAUAUUGAUGAUUUUGAUUCUUGGAUUGCUCCAUCACUGGAAAAUAUCAUUUCCGUCAAGGGAAUGUUGCAGUUGAUUUCAUCAAAAUUGGUUUUUCGAACUCCUUCGUUACUUAUUAGUGGAUUAAUUUUGUUGUAUUACGGUCGAUUGGUUGAACGUCGCUUCGGUUCUUGCAAAUUUAUAAACUUCAUUUUGUUCAAUUCACUUCAUGCAAGCGCUGUGGAGAUAGCUAUUUACUUCGUUCUAUCACGAUUUUAUGGUUAUAUCCCAUCAACUAUGCACUUUAUUGUUGGACCGUAUGACUUGCUCACUGCACUAUAUCUAACAUAUGUGAAAGAGAUACCAUUAGUUCCGUAUGCCAGUAUACUUGGCUUAUCAUUAUCAGCGCACAGUUUUCCGUUCAUUAUGUUUAUUCAGCUACUUGCAUUGUCGAAGCCUGUUUUGAUUGCAUGUACGGCGGGUGCUUCAAGCGUGCUCUUAUAUCCACAACUCUUUACAAAAAUUAAUUUCUUGCCGAAUUUCUUUAUUCAACUAUUUCGUUCCACUUCAAACCCGAUUGGUUGGCUGCUCCAAAAAUUUGCCGAAUGUGGUGAAUUUGGAAGCGAGGGAAGUGUUUUACCGAUAGCAGCAACGGUUGAGAGACAGAGGAUAGACAUUCUAGAUAACUACGAAAGAAGGUUAAUGUUUGGGCAAAUGCAGCGUGUUUACAGAAAUGAACGAGCUCGUCCCAGCGACAGUCAACUUCAUUUUUUGAAUCGAUUGUUGGGCAGGGCAUCUACCGGGAGUGCACGAUCUAACGAAGACCAAGUGCGUCAACUCGUGGAUAUGGGCCUUGGAUCUCGGGAAGAUGUGAGGGAAGCUUUACAGCAAUGUGGUAAUGAUGCUUCUGAAGCGGCUAAUUUAUUAUUGCAUAACCGGCGUUAACGUUAACUGAUUUCGUUACUUAGUUCGAGUCGCUGUUUACAUGUAAUAAUUUUCAUUUCUUCAGGAACAUAAAUUAUGCUUGCACUCAACAUUUGUCUUAUUUCUUUGUUUUUAGUACUCCAUCCGUUGGUUUCAUUAUAAAAUAAGUCGUGGG